This is a messenger RNA of Trichobilharzia regenti, 2403 nucleotides long. Lineage: Eukaryota; Metazoa; Platyhelminthes; Trematoda; Strigeidida; Schistosomatidae. The record is from the annotation of a GenBank genome assembly.
AUGUCAAACUACUUCACAGUUGAUGGUGAAGUUGAGGCUUAUCCUAGGCCGAGAUUCACUGUGCCAAUCGAUGAGAAUCAGGAUAUGUCUGAUAGUAAAUUUGUCACAAAUGCUCACCUUGGACGUAUUACAUUUAAUCGACCGAUUGCAGAUUGGGAUUCCCUAAUGUCUAAGAAUGAUAACGGUGGUGAUGGUGAUGGCAGAAGUACUAAAAACAGAUGGAGAAAUUGUUUCAAGUCAUUGUUUUGUUGUAGCAGACAACAAUGCAAAUCGUACUCGUUGUACUGUCUAUUGUCUGUCUUUCCGUGUAUUAAUACACUGCUGAAUUAUAACUGGCGAUCAGAUUUUUUAAAAGAUGUUUCUGGUGGUUUAACGAUAGGUAUUCUGAAUAUCCCACAAGGCAUGGCGUAUUCUUUACUUGCUGGUUUACCGCCUGUUUACGGCUUAUAUGUCGGAUUCCUAGGUCCUUUGCUCUAUUCAAUUUUCGGACAUUGUACACAAUUAUCAAUCGGUACAUUUGCGGUUGUCAGCCUGCUAAUUUCUGGACCUAUUGAACACUACAGUGGAAAAGUUGAACGGCACUAUCGUAACUCUAUGAUGAGUGUGAAUUUGACGAAUACUGAAGACGAUAUGGAAGACGGUAUACCACCAUUAGAAAUAGAGCCGAGAGUGCUAGUGGCUGUAACGCUCACCUUCCUUGUUGGAAUUGUACAACUGGUAAUCGGACUCUGUCAACUUGGUAAACUCACAUCGUAUCUAGCACCAUCCAUGGUAUCUGGCUACACAUCUGGUUCAUCAUAUCAUGUAUUAAGCAGUCAAAUUAGUUCAAUCUUUGGUGUGAGAGCUGCUAAAAAACACCAUGGACCUGGAUCACUUUUUCUGGUUUAUGUAAACUUAUUUAAAAAUAUUCGAAGUGUAAAUUUAACUACCCUGCUUAUAUCCUGUAUUUCAAUUAUAUUCUUAAUUAUUGUGAAGUAUUUUAUUGAACCACUGUUGAAAAAAUAUGCACAUUUCAAUUUCCCAAUACCAAGUGAACUGAUUAUGAUUGCCUUGGGCACAGUGACUUCUGCCACUAUGAAUUUACAAGCAAAUUACAAUGUUUCAAUUGUUGGAUAUAUUGCAAGCGGGAUGCCACAAACAACUCUACCGUAUUGGCCUGUUAUACCAGAUUUGAUUGGUGAGGCCAUUCUCAUCGGAUUUGUCAGUACCUUCCUUUCAAUAUCUUUGGUGAAGUUGUUUGCAAUCAAGCAUAAGUAUAAGAUCAAUUUCAAUCAUGAGAUAGUUUCAUUCGGCAUUGUGAACACGAUUACAUCAUUCUUCUCUUGUUCUGUCCAUUCGGGUAGUCUUUCUCGAAGUAUGGUAUUAGAAGGGACAAAAACACGAACUCCAUUAUCAGGCAUAUUCAGCUCAGUUAUGAUUGUAUUUGUACUACUGUUUCUUGGACCGUAUUUUCAGGCUACUCCAUCGUGUAUUCUGUCGUCAGUAAUUGUUGUGGCGCUGAGAAAUGUCCUCAUGCAACCGAAGAGACUGCCCCAUUUAUGGCGUACCUACAAGCCAGACUUUGCACUAUUUUUGAUCACAUUUCUUAGCACCAUAAUACUCGAUGUGACUUAUGGACUAGUGGUUGGUAUAGUUGCUUGUCUUGUUUUACUGUCUGAGAAACAACGUGUCAUAAAAUUACUUGAGUUGCAAAAUGUUCCUGGUACUGAACUCUAUGUCCACAAGCACUUUGAGGUGAUGACGAGUACUCAGAUGAACAAAACACAAUUUGAUUGUCUACUAUCGUCGAUCAAGUCAAUCCGUGUUGUUGGUUCAUUGAAUUUUUCAUCUUUUGAAAAGUUCACCACUGGUAUUCACGCCAUAGUCAACAGGAUAACAGCAGAACAAUGUGAACAAGUGAAUAAGUUGAAUAGCCCAAAACACAGUGAAGAUUCAAUUCCCUGGAAUAAUACUGAGGUGUCAUUCUUUGAAAAUAAAGAGACUGGCGAAGAGUAUGUGAAAUGUCGUCAGUUAUGCGACAACGAUUCACAUCACUUUUCAAAGUUUGCUUUCCCUGAUUCUGUUGGAAAGAAAAAUAAAGCGGAUAGUUUAGAUGAAGAGAAAUCGUUACACUUUCUACUCUUGGAUAUAUCUGGAAUAACUCAUAUUGAUGCGACUGGAGCAAAUGCAUUGACAGAAAUUCAAAAGAAUUUAUUCAAGAAAAAGUGUGUGCUGAUCUUGUGUGGAGAUCCAACUCCAUUCAAGUGUUUAUCAACAGCCGACUGGCAAACAUAUCCUGGAGUGAAACCAAUCUAUCCAACGUUAUAUGAUGCUGGUGCUGUUUGUGUUCAAGUUCUGUGUCAAUCUGAAUCGGAGUCGGCCGAGACUGAAGAGGCGGAGAAACAGUGUGAUACCGAUUCAUAA